Messenger RNA from Miscanthus lutarioriparius, 2034 nucleotides. The record is from the annotation of a GenBank genome assembly. NCBI's taxonomy places the organism in Eukaryota, Viridiplantae, Streptophyta, Magnoliopsida, Poales, Poaceae.
AUGCCACGUGCCGGAACACUGCUGCUUCUGCUCCUCGCCGUCACUGUCUUCGCCGCGAGCUUGAGCGCCUCUGAAUCCAUCGGCGAUGGAAGCCAGCAGGUCUACAUCGUGUACCUGGGGCAUCUACCGCCCAGCACGGAUGCGUCAGAACCUGAAGGUUUCUCUGCUGUAGAAUUUGCUCAUCACGACCUGUUGAAUCAGGUCCUCGACGACGGCAGCUCUGCUUCAGACAGGAUUCUCCGUAGCUACAAGAGAAGCUUAAAUGGCUUUGCCGCCAAGCUUAACAAAGAAGAGGCACAUAAACUGUCUGGCAUGAAUGGCGUUGUCUCAGUCUUCCUAAGUAGGACCCUCGAUCUUUUGACCACAAGAUCCUUGGAUUUCUUGGGCUUCCCUCAAACGCCCAUUGAAGAGCUACCACUAGAGGGAGACGUUAUCAUCGGUAUGCUCGACACUGGUAUAUGGCCUGGCUCGCCAUCCUUCUCCGAUGAAGGCUUUGGCCCACCACCGAGCAGGUGGAAGGUAAAAUCAUCGGAGCACGUGCCUACCACGGAGGAUCCAGCAGCUCUGGCCUGUCGCCACUGGACGAUGAUGACGGCCACGGCAGCCACACGGCGUCCACCGCGGCCGGGCGUGCGGUGGCAGCCACACUACAAGGGACGUGAUAGCCAUCGGCGCCUUCCACGCCAUGAGGCCGCAUCGGCCGGGAACUCGGGGCUCGUUGGCGGCCGAGUUGGCAACGUCGCGCCAUGGAUGCUGUCUGUGGCGGCGAGCAGCAUCGACCGUCAAUUCAUCGACAGGAUUGUUCUUGGGAACGGCGAUACCAUAGUGGGAGCCUCCGUUAACACCUUUCCAACGAUAGCAAAUGCUACACUUGCAUUCCCUGCCGACGGGUCAUGUGAUCCAGAGAACCUCGCCGGAGGUCCUUACAAAGGCAAGAUCGUCCUCUGCCCACUCCAGAAGGGCCGUUCGAACGGCGUCUCAGGCCCUUUCUUGGCCGGUGCAGCUGGUGUCGUGUUAGUCACCCGCGAGCCCGACGUCGCUGUCACUCUGCCUCUCCCCGGUCUCAAGGUAACUCAGGACAAGUUCGACCAAAUCAUGGCGUAUGUCAACAGCACUAGUAAUCCUGUGGGUACCAUAGACCGCACCGUGACUACGGGCAAUCCACAAGCUCCAGUGGCCGCCUCCUUCUCUUCUCCAGGCCCCACCUUGGUCACCCCUUCGAUCUUGAAGCCUGAUCUAUCUGCGCCGGGGGUAGACAUCAUUGCCUCAUGGUCACUGCUGUCAUCACCCUCGGGCUAUCCUAACGACACGAGGAAGGUUCAGUACAACAUCAUCUCCGGCACAUCCAUGGCGUGCCCACACGCAAGCGGAGCCGCCACCUAUGUCAAGUCACUCCACCGUGACUGGUCGCCGGCGAUGAUCAUGUCGGCUCUCAUCACCACCGCCACUCCGAUGAACACACCGUGCAACUCCAACACGACCGCGCUCAAGUACGGCGCCGGGCAGCUCAACCCGGCAAAGGCGCAAGACCCGGGCCUCGUGUACGACACAUUGGAGGGUGACUAUGUGGCCAUGCUGUGUGCGCAGGGGUACAAUGCUACGCAGCUCGCGCUCGUCACUGGCUCCAACACCACGGCCUGCCCCAACGGCUCGACGUCCGGGACACCCAGCGACCUCAACUACCCGACUAUGGCGGCCCGUGUGGAGCCGGGGAUGAAGUUCUCCGUGGUCUUCCCGCGCACUGCCACCAACGUCGGGGCCGCGGCCGCCGUGUAUGAUGUGAAGGUCGUGUUUCCUGUUGAGGCGGUCAAUGACCUCACCGUUGUUGUGUCGCCGAGAAGACUAGAGUUCAGCGCGCAGGGCCAGAAGAUCUUGUUCACCGUGGGGGUGUCCGGCGUGGCGAUGGAGGAGGGCAGGGUCCACUCGGGUGCCGUUGUCUGGUACAACAACGAGCAUGAGGUGAGGAGCCCGGUGGUGGUCUACGCAACGUCGGACGACUCCCGGCCUCCCAGCAAAAUGGGGUUUAGACAGUGA